Messenger RNA from Xiphias gladius (swordfish), 9731 nucleotides. RefSeq names its product inositol 1,4,5-trisphosphate receptor, type 1b (gene itpr1b). Gene Ontology annotation, biological process: calcium ion transmembrane transport. Gene Ontology annotation, cellular component: membrane; endoplasmic reticulum. The record is from RefSeq and is a predicted model, not a curated record. Lineage: Eukaryota; Metazoa; Chordata; Actinopteri; Istiophoriformes; Xiphiidae. The coding region runs from base 202 to 8517 and encodes 2771 amino acids. Gene Ontology annotation, molecular function: inositol 1,4,5-trisphosphate-gated calcium channel activity; inositol 1,4,5 trisphosphate binding. The transcript has 62 exons.
UGCCGAGGACGCAUUCAGCUGUCAGAGAUAACGCCGCUCAGCCUGCUCUUACCUGGAGUUUCACUAGGCGACCAUGGACUUAACCCAGGAUAGCGCUGUGGACAUUAUCCUGUGCUGACCCAUUUCCUCGCACGUUUCUUUCUCUCUCUAUAUUUGAGGUCUUCUUUCGUUUCUGCCAGGUGUAGUCGACCCUGAGCAACCAUGUCGGACAAGAUGUCCAGUUUCCUCCAUAUUGGGGACAUUUGUUCCCUGUAUGCAGAGGGCUCCACCAGUGGCUUUAUCAGCACGUUAGGGCUCGUGGAUGACCGUUGUGUGGUGCAGCCAGACACAGGCGACCUCAACAACCCACCCAAGAAAUUCAGAGACUGCCUCUUCAAACUGUGUCCUAUGAACAGAUACUCCGCACAGAAACAGUUCUGGAAGGCGGCGAAACCUGGAGGCAACAGCACCACUGACACAGUCCUCCUUAACAAACUCCAUCAUGCUGCUGACCUGGAGAAGAAGCAGAAUGAGUCUGAAAACCGCAAGCUGCUGGGAACAGUCAUCCAGUAUGGAAAUGUCAUUCAGUUGCUGCACUUGAAAAGCAAUAAAUACCUGACAGUAAACAAGCGACUGCCAGCGUUGCUGGAGAAGAAUGCCAUGAGAGUGACUCUGGACUCAGCGGGAAACGAGGGAUCCUGGUUCUACAUCCAGCCCUUCUACAAGCUACGAUCCCUGGGAGACAGUGUGGUGAUUGGAGAUAAAGUUGUUCUUAACCCUGUGAAUGCGGGACAGCCUCUACAUGCCAGCAGCCACCAGCUAGUUGACAACCCAGGAUGCAAUGAGGUUAAUUCUGUAAAUUGCAACACAAGUUGGAAAGUUGUUCUGUUCAUGAAAUGGAGUGACAACAAGGAAACGAUACUCAAAGGGGGCGAUGUAGUGCGCUUGUUCCACGCAGAGCAGGAGAAGUUCCUCACGUGUGACGAUCACAGAAAGAAGCAGUAUGUUUUUCUUAGAACCACCGGCCGCCAGUCUGCCACGUCUGCCACCAGCAGCAAAGCACUGUGGGAAGUAGAGGUGGUCCACCAUGACCCAUGUAGGGGAGGUGCAGGCUACUGGAACAGCCUUUUCAGGUUUAAACACUUGGCCACAGGGUGUUAUUUGGCUGCCGAGGUGGGUGAGGUGAACCCAGACUUUGAGGAGGAGAAUGCCGAGCAGCGGUCCUCGGUGGUGGACUUUACACCCUUUAAUUUCCAGCUGGAUGCUGAUAACGAAGCACUGCGAGGUCGUCUGCGAGCUCCGCAGGAGAAAAUCAUGUACACUCUGGUGCCAGUUCCAGACGGCAUGGAUAUCUCCUCCAUCUUUGAGCUGGAUCCUACCACACUGAGAGGCGGGGACUCCAUGGUGCCCAGGAGCUCCUACGUGAGGCUAAGACACUUAUGUACCAACACGUGGGUCCACAGCACCAACAACCCAAUUGACAAAGAGGAGGAGAAACCUGUUAUGUUACGGAUUGGAACAUCAGCAGUAAAAGAAGACAAGGAAGCUUUCGCCAUUGUACCAGUGCCGCCAGCAGAAGUGCGUGAUUUAGACUUUGCUAACGAUGCAAGUAAAGUAUUAGCAUCUAUUGCUGGCAAGCUGGAAAAGGGUACCAUAACACAAAAUGAAAGGAGGUUUGUGACCAAGCUUCUUGAAGAUCUAGUGUUCUUUGUGGUAGACAUCCCCAACAGUGGGCAGGAUGUUUUGGAAAUCAUGGUCAACAAACCCAACAGAGAAAGACAGAAACUCAUGAGAGAACAGAAUAUCCUUAAACAGAUUUUCAAACUUCUCCAAGCCCCUUUCACAGAUAGUGGUGAUGGUCCCAUGCUUCGAUUGGAAGAACUUGGGGACCAGCGCCAUGCUCCUUUUAGACAUAUUUGCAGGCUUUGCUACAGAGUGUUACGCCAUUCCCAGCAGGAUUACAGGAAGAACCAGGAAUACAUAGCCAAACAAUUCCGCUUCAUGCAGAAGCAGAUAGGAUAUGAUGUGUUAGCAGAGGACACAAUAACAGCUCUGCUCCACAACAACCGGAAGCUGUUGGAGAAACAUAUCACCGCUGCUGAGAUAGACACAUUUGUCACUCUAGUGAGGAAGAACCGGGAGCCAAGGUUCCUGGACUACCUGUCAGAUCUCUGCGUGUCCAUGAAUAAAUCCAUCCCUGUGACACAGGAGCUAAUCUGCAAUGCAGUACUGGACCCUACAAAUGCUGACAUCCUCAUUGAGACCAAAUUGGUCUUGUCGAGGUUCGAGAUCGAGGCAACGACAAAUGGAGAGAACCCAGUGGAGGCAGAGGAUGAAGAGGAGGUGUGGCUGUUCUGGAAAGACAAUUGUAAGGAAAUCCGAAGUAAGAGCAUCAGGGAGUUGGCACAGGAUGCAAAAGAGGGCCAGAAGGAAGAUCAGGAGGUGGUCAGCUACUACAGGUGCCAACUGAACCUCUUUGCCCGGAUGUGUCUGGACCGUCAGUACCUGGCCAUCAACAAGAUCUCUGGUCAGCUGGAUGUGGAUUUGAUCCUGCGCUGUAUGUCCGAUGAGGACCUGCCCUAUGACUUGCGCGCCUCUUUCUGCCGCCUGAUGCUUCACAUGCAUGUGGACCGUGACCCCCAGGAGCAGGUUACGCCUGUCAAAUAUGCCCGUCUUUGGUCUGAGAUUCCUUCCAAGAUCGCUAUUGAUGACUAUGACAACGAUGGAACCACCAGAGAUGAGAUCAAAGAGCGGUUCUGCCUCACAAUGGAUUUUGUGGAAAACUACCUGAGAGAGGUGGUGUCGCAGAACAUUCCGUUCACUGACAAGGAGAAAAACAAGCUUACCUUUGAGGUAGUGAACCUGGCAAGGAACCUCAUAUACUUCGGUUUCUACAACUUUAGCGACCUGCUUCGACUGACAAAGAUCUUACUGAACAUUUUAGACUGUGUACAUGUCAGUACCAUAUACCCCAUCAACAAGAUGGAGAAGGGAGAGGAAAACAAAGCUGGCAGCAAUGUCAUGAAGUCCAUUCAUGGAGUGGGGGAGCUGAUGACCCAGGUAGUUCUGCGAGGAGGCGGCUUGUUGCCCACCACACCAACUCAUCAGCCAGAGGGAGAUGUGGUCAAAACCCAGACUGAACCAGAAAGAGAAGACAUCAUGGUCAUGGACACGAAGCUCAAGAUCAUUGAGAUCCUGCAGUUUAUUUUAAAUGUACGGCUAGACUACAGGAUCUCCUGCCUGCUCUGUAUUUUCAAACGUGAGUUUGAUGAGAACAACCCACAAGGAGACAACACUGCCAGUCAGAAUGGAACCAAUAACGUCACGGGUCAGAUGCCAGGAAAUUUUGACUUUGAGAACAUUGAGGAACAGGCAGAGGGGAUCUUUGGAGGAAGUGAGGAGAACACUCCACUGGACCUGGAUGACCAUGGUGGUCGUACAUUCCUGAGGGUCCUGCUGCACCUGACCAUGCAUGACUACCCUCCUCUCGUGUCUGGAGCGCUUCACCUGCUCUUUAGACACUUCAGCCAGAGGCAGGAGGUCCUCAUGGCCUUCAAACAAGUCCAGCUGCUGGUGACAAGUCAGGAUGUGGAUAACUACAAGCAGAUCAAGUCAGAUCUCGACCAGCUGCGGUCUAUUGUCGAGAAGUCUGAACUGUGGGUGUACAAGAGACAAGGAGAGGAUGCGAUGGACGGAGAUGGACCUUCAGAGUCUGACAACAAAAAGAAGGGAGAUUCACUUGGUUCUGACAAAAAGAAAACAGAAAGCACCAGCAGUUACAACUACAGGGUUGUAAAAGAGAUCCUGCUGCGCCUCAGUAAGCUGUGUGUCCAGGAGGGGAGCUCAGGGAAGAAGAGUAAGAAACAGCAGCAGAGGCUGCUGAGGAACAUGGGAGCUCACAGUGUGGUGCUUGAGCUCCUGCAGAUCCCCUAUGAGAAGGGUGAGGAUGUCCGAAUGCAGGAGAUAAUGAAACUGGCUCACGAGUUUCUGCAGAAUUUCUGCGCAGGGAAUCAGCAGAACCAGGCUCUACUCCACAAGCAUAUCAACUUGUUCCUUAACCCAGGGAUCUUAGAGGCAGUCACCAUGCAGCACAUCUUCAUGAAUAACUUCCAGCUGUGCAGUGAGAUCAAUGAGCGUGUGGUUCAACACUUUGUCCACUGCACUGAGACUCAUGGUCGUCAUGUCCAGUAUCUGAAGUUCCUGCAGACCAUAGUGAAGGCCGAGAACAAGUUCAUUAAGAAAUGUCAGGACAUUGUCAUGGCUGAGCUGGUGAACUCAGGCGAGGAUGUUCUGGUCUUCUACAACGAUCGUGCCUCCUUUCAAACACUAGUCCAAAUGAUGCGUUCAGAGCGGGACCGCAUGGAUGAAAACAGCCCUCUCAUGUACCACAUCCACCUGGUGGAACUGCUGGCUGUCUGCACUGAGGGCAAGAACGUGUACACUGAGAUCAAGUGUAACUCCCUGCUGCCCCUGGACGAUAUUGUGCGGGUCGUCACCCAUGAAGACUGCAUCCCUGAGGUUAAGAUUGCCUAUAUCAACUUCCUCAACCACUGCUAUGUCGACACAGAGGUGGAGAUGAAGGAGAUUUAUACAUCCAACCAUAUGUGGAAAUUGUUUGAGAACUUCCUGGUGGACAUUUGUAGGGUGUGCAACAACACCAGUGACAGGAAGCAUGCGGAUACCAUUCUUGAGCGUUAUGUAACCGAGACGGUCAUGAGCAUUGUCACAUGUUUCUUCAGCUCUCCUUUUUCUGACCAGAGCACAAGUCUGCAGAUGGCCAGCCAUAUGUAUGCCGCCAUUCUUGGAAAGAUAACUGAGACUCGUCAGCCAGUAUUUGUACAGCUGCUUCAGGGAGUGUUCAGGGUAUACCACUGUAACUGGCUGAACCCUGUUCAGAAAGCCUCAGUGGAGGCUUGCAUUAAAGUACUCUCAGACGUGGCUAAAAGCAGAGCCAUUGCUAUCCCAGUUGACCUGGACAGUCAGGUGAACAACUUGUUUGUCAAGUCCAAUAAUGUUGUGCAGAAGAGCAUCCUCAACUGGAGACUAUCAGCAAAGAACACUUCCAGACGAGACUCCGGCCUGACUAGCUCCAAAGACUACAGAAACAUCAUUGAGAGGCUGCAGGACAUAGUGUCAGCGUUGGAGGACCGUCUGAGGCCGCUGGUCCAGGCUGAGCUCUCAGUGCUAGUGGACGUCCUGCAUCGUCCAGAGCUGCUCUUCCCUGAGAACACAGAAGCUCGCAAGAAAUGUGAAAGUGGAGGUUUCAUAUCUAAACUGAUCAAACACACCAAGCAGUUGCUGGAGGAGAAUGAGGAGCGUCUUUGCAUCAAAGUACUGCAGACUCUGAGGGAAAUGAUGACAAAAGACCGGGGCUAUGGGGAGAAGCUGGCACCUCCGCCCGAGCCCGAAGUCCCUGCCGAGGGAGAAGCUCUGCGACAGAUCUUGGUCAAUCGAUACUAUGGGAACGUCAAACCAGGCCAGAGGAGAGAUAGUCUCGCAACCUACAGCAACGGUCCCCUUACUUCUGGAGCGCAGGGAAAAUCACCUACAGUUGUCAGCUCCGGGGUCGGAGGUCGAGGUGAACUGAGUUUGGCGGAGGUCCAGUGCCACCUGGACAAAGAGGGGGCUUCUGAUCUGGUCAUCGACCUCAUCAUGAACGCUACCAGUGACAGGAUCUUCCAGGAGAGCAUACUGUUAGCCAUUGCACUACUGGAGGGUGGAAACACGGUCAUCCAGCGGUCAUUCUACCAUCGUUUAACAGGGGACAACAAGUCCGAGAAAUUCUUCAAGGUGUUUUACGAGCGCAUGAAGCUGGCCCAGCAGGAGAUCAAAGCCACUGUAACGGUCAAUACUAGUGACCUGGGCAGCAAGAAGAAGGAUGAUGAGCCACCAGACAAAGACACGCCAGCACGCAAGAAAGUUAAAGACGUGCCAGUGGUAGCAGUGGUGACUGAGGAGGUGAAGGAGCAGCUAGUGGAGGCCUCCGCUGUCACAAAGAAGGCCUUUACGACCUACCGCCGCGAGGCUGAAGCCGAAGAGCACCAAGCAGCUGCCGAUGGCUCUCCCGUUCCGACCACUGAGAAGGGCCAGGAGGAAGGCGAGAUGAGCGUCAUCAUCACAAUCAUGCAGCCCAUCUUGCGCCUCAUGCAGCUACUCUGUGAGAAUCACAACAGAGAUUUGCAGAACUUUCUGCGCAACCAGAAUAACAAGAACAACUAUAAUCUGGUGUGUGAGACUCUCCAGUUUUUGGACUGUAUUUGUGGCAGUACAACAGGAGGACUGGGGCUGCUGGGACUUUACAUCAAUGAGAAGAACGUAGGACUCAUCAACCAGACUGUGGAGAGCCUGACUGAGUACUGCCAAGGUCCCUGUCAUGAGAAUCAGAACUGCAUUGCCACUCAUGAAUGCAACGGUAUUGACAUAAUCAUCGCUCUCAUCCUCAAUGACAUCAACCCUCUCGGCAAGAAGAGGAUGGAUCUGGUGCUGGAACUCAAAAAUAAUGCCUCCAAGCUUCUUCUUGCAAUUAUGGAGAGUCGCCAUGACAGCGAGAACGCUGAGAGGAUACUGUACAACAUGAGGCCUAAAGAGUUGGUGGAAGUGAUAAAAAAGGCCUACAUGCAGGGGGAGAUAGAGGUGGAGGAGCCACAGGAGGGUGAGGAUGGAGAGGAGGAGCACUCCGCGUCUCCACGCAACGUUGGUCAUAAUAUCUACAUUUUGGCACAUCAAUUAGCCCGUCACAACAAGGAGCUACAGGCCAUGUUGAAGCCAGGGGGGACGUAUGGAGAGGGUGACGAGGCUCUCGAGUUCUAUGCCAAACACACAGCUCAAAUUGAGAUUGUACGACUAGAUCGCACCAUGGAGCAGAUAGUCUUUCCUGUGCCCAACAUCUGUGAGUUCCUCACCCAAGAGUCCAAGCUGCGUGUCUACUACACCACAGAGCGGGAUGAGCAGGGCAGCAAGAUCAAUGACUUCUUCUUGCGCUCUGAGGACCUCUUCAAUGAGAUGAACUGGCAGAAGAAGCUGCGAGGUACUCAAGAGGCUACUGGUAACACAAACACCGUUCCCUCCCAGCCCAUCCUGUACUGGUGCUCCAGGAACAUGUCAUUCUGGAGCAGCAUCUCCUUCAACCUGGCUGUGCUCAUGAACCUGCUUGUGGCCUUCUUCUACCCUCUGGAGGGUAUCCGUGGAGGGACCCUGGAGCCCCAUCUGUCUGCCCUGCUGUGGAUGGCAAUGCUGGUGUCUCUGGCGAUAGUCAUCAUCUUGCCUCAGCCUCACGGCAUCCGGGCACUCAUUGCCUCCACCAUCCUGCGCUUGAUCUUCUCUGUAGGCCUGGAGCCCACCUUACUCCUGCUGGGGGCUUUCAAUUUAUGCAAUAAGAUCAUCUUCCUGAUGAGCUUCGUUGGGAACCGAGGAACCUUCACACGUGGCUAUACAGCCAUGAUCAUGGAUGUGGAGUUCCUGUACCACCUGCUCUACCUGAUUAUCUGCACCCUGGGGGUCUUCGUCCAUGUCUUCUUUUACAGCUUGCUCCUCUUUGAUCUGGUUUACCGAGAAGAGACUUUGCUGAAUGUAAUAAAGAGUGUGACACGCAAUGGCCGCUCCAUUGUUCUGACAGCCGUGCUGGCUCUUAUCCUGGUCUACCUCUUCUCCAUUGUGGGUUAUAUCUUCUUCAAAGACGAUUUCAUUUUGGCUGUCGACAGAAUACCCAACAAAACACUAGAGCAUGGAGCCAGUAUGGUGGGAGAGUUCUUCUCCGGUGGAGUGUGUCAAAAAGAAAACAGAGAAAACUGCUCAGCAGAGGCCAUGAUGGAUGCUUCCCUUGCCAUCCAGCCUUCAGCGGUGGUGAUCGAGGACAAGGAGCGAACAUGUGACUCCUUGCUCAUGUGCAUUGUCACUGUAUUGAGUCAUGGCCUCAGGAGUGGAGGAGGUGUUGGGGAUGUUCUGCGGAGGCCGUCCAAAGAGGAGCCCCUUUUUGCAGCCAGAGUGAUCUACGAUCUGCUCUUUUUCUUCAUGGUCAUCAUUAUUGUCCUCAACCUUAUCUUUGGUGUCAUCAUUGAUACAUUUGCCGACCUGAGGAGUGAGAAGCAGAAGAAAGAGGAGAUCCUGAAGACAACAUGUUUUAUUUGCGGUCUGGAGAGAGACAAGUUUGACAAUAAGACGGUUACCUUUGAGGAACACAUCAAAGUUGAGCACAACAUGUGGCACUACCUGUUCUUCAUCGUUCUGGUGAAGGUCAAGGAUUCGACAGAGUACACUGGCCCAGAGAGCUAUGUGGCCGAGAUGAUCAGGGAGCACAACUUGGACUGGUUCCCACGAAUGCGGGCCAUGUCCUUGGUCAGCAGCGAUGCAGACGGGGAGCAGAAUGAGAUCAGAAACCUGCAGGAGAAACUGGAGUCCACCAUGAAACUGGUGUCCAACCUCUCGGGCCAGCUGACGGAGCUCAAAGAACAGAUGACAGAACAGAGAAAGCAGAAGCAGCGGAUUGGCCUGUUGGGACACCCUCAGCACAUGAACCUCAACCCCCAGCAGCCUGCGUAAGGUUGACUGACAUGGCUCUGAAGCGGUGCAGCAUCGACUGUGCGUCCGGACGGAGUGUGCCAUAGACGGAGGCUGCACCUCACGUAUACUGUACUGAGCGUGAGUUUAAAUUAUAACGGUAGGGAAACACUGUAACAUAGGUAGUCAUAAGACGAUGUGUAGCUCUAUCCCACGCACAUGUUACUCCAAACAGUAACCUUCACCCACCUCAUUCUGUUCGGUCCAGUUGGAAAUUGUGCCAAAUGUCUUCUGUGUAGAAAUAAAUUGGAUUUCUCACAACAUGGCCUUUACUGGUUGAACUUGAAACAUGAUGGGGCUGACUGGACAGGAGGAAUUGGUCCCAUUUGUUUUCAUUGCUUAUUUUAUUUUAAUGUUUUCUGUUUAUAUUUCUGGCAUAAUGAGCAGUAUUAAAUGUCUUAUUUUUCUAUGUUGUGCAAUAUAUUAAAUAUGCAACCUCAAUGGUGUGUGGGUUUAAGUUCCAUCGAUCAUGUCUUACUUAAAAGAGUGGGCCUACAUUUUUAUUUUUGUUUGUACUUAAUUGUCUCUGGAUAAAAAAAACGAGUCGUUGGUUGUCUUUACUUGCGCAAAUAUAGAGAAAAUAUUUAAUAAGCUGGCCUUCUUAAUUUUACUUUUUUCUUUUAUUUCUUGAAAAUGUGCAUACUUCUCGAGUGUCAUCUGCACUCAGUAGAGAUAUAGUAUAUUGUGUGAGAGCAAUAUAUACAGAUAGUUUUCUUUCACCGGUGUACAUGUGGUAUCAUAUCUCUAACUUAUUUGCUAACUUAUUUUAUGAUAAAUUUGCUCUCUUAUUUAAUUUGGUUCUAAAGGACAUUUAGAAUGUUUGACCUGUCUGUCAAAUAUACCGUAUAAUUUAAGCGUCACUCGUGCUUUUACAAUUUACUCAGGAGUUGCGUAACUUUUACUUUAAUAAACAUCAUUAGAAUAAUUUCCUAUGUUUUGCAGCAAACAUGUUCCAUUUGUGCCUGUUGUCUCCAUUUAAAGUCUGAUAAAAGUUUGCUGCUUGUGCAGGGUCACUAAACUUAAUGCUCAUGUUCACCAAAAUGUAUGAGCUGGUUUUCAUGCUACUCUUAGAAAUUUUUUUGGACUACUGUGUGUACAUAACGUUUGCUGCUUACCUUUGCUUUUGUAUAGAAAAAUGAGAUGGAGAAAAAAACUGUUACUCAAAAUGAAUGUUAAGAUGAAUUAAAAAUCUAAGC